Messenger RNA from Elgaria multicarinata webbii, 3985 nucleotides. It is a transcript of the gene PCARE, whose product is annotated as photoreceptor cilium actin regulator. The record is from RefSeq and is a predicted model, not a curated record. NCBI's taxonomy places the organism in Eukaryota, Metazoa, Chordata, Lepidosauria, Squamata, Anguidae. Gene Ontology annotation, biological process: photoreceptor cell outer segment organization; protein localization to photoreceptor outer segment. The coding region runs from base 1 to 3882 and encodes 1293 amino acids. Gene Ontology annotation, cellular component: photoreceptor inner segment; photoreceptor outer segment. The transcript has 2 exons.
AUGGGCUGUACUCCUUCGCAUAGUGACAUUGCUAACCACCAUGCGAAACAUGGGACAAAGUCAUUGAAUCAGGGUAUCCUUCCAGUAGAUCCAGGGGGUGAAGGUUUCUCACUUCCACUGCUGAUCAAAAGCUCCUCUUCUUACGAUACUGAAGAGUUCUGUCCGGGAGAGACUCAAGUUAAAGAUCACUUCUUUGAAAAUUCAUCAGACGAGGACAAAAAUUUUAAUUUCCGUUCCUCAUCUGAGGAUCCUUUGCUCCCUGAGCUUGACCUGGAAGAGAAGGAAAUUGAAAGGACAGUCUCAGAGACUGAAAUAGCCAUAUCUGAACUGACAGAGCCUGACAAAUAUGUGGCUGGGGAUAUUAAGGUCAAAAAGCAGAAGUCUUCCGCAUCUGAAAAAAAUGGUUUCAAUUUAGAAGAUAAAAAUGAAAUCCAUGAAAAGCAAAACCCAAAGAAAGGGAAAAAACAAAAGAACAGCAGGCAGGGAAAACAAGCUCGUCUUUGCAAAAUGAAAGAAAAAUCCAGUCCAUGCGUAUGUGAGGCUGAGAAAAAGGUGGAUUUCCCAGAGCUGCUGGUUAAGGCCCAUCAAAAUGCUUAUGCCUAUCUAAACCCCAACCUUUCCAAAUAUGAGGUUAUCUUGUGCAUGGCCAACCAGGCCACAGAAACGCAGCUCAUCAUGCAACAAAUGGUGAGCUUCUUACUUCUUCGUUUUGAUGAAAUAAACCACCUUUUGGAAGAAAUUGCCCAAGAUGGAGAAGACCUAGUCAAAGAAGUGGGAGGGAACCUGGCUUGGCCAGCUGGCAAAGGGAACCCAAACGAGCAGCCGGAUCUCUUACAACAGUUGCUACAGUACACAGUCAACAAAAUGCAGGCGUUAAAUGGAACUGUGGCCUCCUUAACGUCUGAUGCGCUCCAGGAGUCUUGCAGCUUUUUACAGUCUGCUGGUAGCAACUUAGAAGAAAAACUGAAAGCAAAGCAAGGUUUUGAUGAACGCUUGCUCAGGAUGAUCAAACUCCUUGAAGCAUCUGCAGUCAGGCCUUCUCAUCCUCACCCUGAUGACAUGACUCUUUAUUCUGAAGACAGUGGAAUAGGUAUUGACACUGAAUCAGUCAAAGACUUGAAUUUAAUUGAUAAGCAGGGAAUACAAGGAAAUGUUGAUUCCUGUUCACAUGCUCAUUCAUCCCUAAAUCAGACCAGGGUAUCAGGAGAAAACCAUUGGCCAUGCACCUCAGUGUUUGCUACAUCCAGGUCCCAUGACUGUGCACUGGAAAGACAAUUUAAAGAUAUAUUUUACCCACCUGCACACACCAAGGAUGUAAUGUCAUCUUCACAGGUAGUACCAGAAGAUGUAACCAACCUUCUCCAUCAUCAAAACAUCAUCAAAACUCCUUUUCUUAACUCUGUGCACAGUGAUGUUGCUCAUGAGGGUGAUUGCUUCAAAGACUGUGAAUCGCCCCAUGCUUCUUCCACAUAUGAAGACAGUGAUGAUGACAAUAGCUUGUCUGAGGAAGAAGGUGACAAUAUAAGUCUGUCUGAGAAAGGAAACGAUGCUUUACCUAAAAGACCUACAUCUCUACCUGAAGCAACAGACGGUAAGCAGAGGCCUUCCACCAAACGGAUAGACAGCCCAGAGAAUGAGGAGAUUAUACUGAAGAUGAAAGAUGCCAUUAGCGAAAAGAUAAAAUUUGUCCCCACUAAAUCUGGAAAGAGGGAAUGGAUGGAAGAGGAAAAUGGAAAAGGAUCACGAAGACCUAGUACAGCAACUGGAAGCCAGAAGACUCAAGUUAAACAGAAAAGAUCUAGGUCUGAGGAGUCUCUCAAAAGUCAGAACGAGGACCCAACUCUUCUAGAACUUCAAAGAACUCAAAAAGGACUCAACAAAAGACUGGAAAUGUUUUACACACUUAAUGGAAAUAAGGAAACAAAUGAUAAGUUGGUAUUCCUGAAUCUCAAAGAACCAUCUAACUUGCAAGAUUGUGAGCAUGUCACUCAUAGAUAUUCAACUAAUAAACUGAAAGCAUCUCUUGCUAAGAACUUCAACAUAUUGCCUAAUCAAGAUAAAGCCCCUUUGUUUAAUCAUGAUCAAAAUGCUAUCAGCCAACAACCUAAUGAAAGGAAAUGUAAAAAGGCUGUCACAACCACCCCAUCCUCAAAGGACCUGACAUCUAGGAAAGAAAAUGAACCUCCCAGGACCCAGAAACUGAACAGUGUUGGUUGUGUGCCACCUCGUAAAUCUGUAAAAAAGUUAAUUGAAACCUUCAGCCCUCCAGAAAGUGUUCUGAAACCUACAAGUUUAAGAACUCUGGGGCCAAUAAAAUGUAUCCGAAAGUUUGGACUUCCAAGCAUUACUCCCAGUCUUCCCUUUCCUAGAGGUCUUGUACCUUUAAAUCACAAACAUAGAGUUUCACCAUUAGGAGACAUAAAUUGCCGAAACAUCAACCCAGCUAAGUCUACUUUUGGUGCCAUUGGUUCACCAGUCCUUGCAAGUGGAAGUGACACAAAUGAGGAGACGGAUGAUGAUGACUUGGAAAACCUGCCCCCACCACCUCCUGAAAUGUUAAUGGACAUCUCACUUGAUUCAACUACAUCUUCAGAAGGUGUGAGAAUAGAAGAAAACUAUUCAGAAGUUGCCAAAAAUACUGCCAAGAGAAAUGAAAAUGGCAACACUAAGAAAAUUUCUCAUCGAAUGAAAGCUUCCCUCUGUUCUAUUAACUUGUUACCAAGUAAAAACCUCAACACUCCCAACCUGAUUGCCAACAAAGCAUCAAAAACUGAUGGAAUGAACUCCACCUCUAGAAAUUAUCCUCUGGAGUUGUCUGCCUAUCACCAAGGAAAUCCAUUAGCAUCCCAAAGGGACCGUGGAACAGAAGAAACUGAAGAUCUGUAUAAGCAGUCCCAUAAAAUAAUACCUCUUCAAAAUCCUAAAGAAACGUCAGAAGAGAAUGAAAAUGAUCCAGGAAAUAAAGAAUGUGUUACACCUCCUGCUUUAGCUCAAAAGCGAUACUCGCCCGAUUCACUCCAGAAAAAUGAGAAAACAACGGGUUGUGUCAGGCGAGUGUCCAUAGCGAGAACAUCACCUUCAUCGCCUCCCCGUGAGAAACGGCUCCCAAGCUCACCACUGCAUCACAGACAUAUCAAUCAAGCUUCUCUCCCCAGUACCCACUGGCAGCCCAGUCCCCCAGCUAACGCCAGGGCACCAAGCCCUCCAACACAACGGAAACUGUCUUCCCCACCAACUCAACAAAACCUAUCUAGCCCACCAAUGACACGCAAACAACAGAGCCCACCAACUCGCCGUAAGGUGUCCAGCCCACCAACCCACCGCAAAGAGGCAAACCCAUCUGCUCCCUCGAUGACCCCAUCCCCACCCACAUCCCCCUCCCGGUUGCACAAAGGAUUACAAAAACUGUUGGACUCUGGAGAUGAGCAGCAACCUGGCUCCCUAAAGAUCAUCAGCAAUGCACGCUCCAUAUUUUGUCCGGCCACAUCCUCUUUAUUUGAAGCCAAGCCGAUGUUGCCUCCAAACAGCUCCACAACAGAGGCUGUUGUGGGACAACCUGAAGUUUCGGCAUUUGCACGGAGAAACAGCACACAGCUCAAGCAAUAUGGGGACCAACAGAGAAGGAUGGCCUUCAGUGCUACCAACCCCCAGCCUUUUGUAAGGAGGAGCUUCUCUGACCGCAGGCCGGGAUUCCCACUUCCACUACCAUUGUUUUCUGCAGCUGGCAGUGAGCCUGUGCUUAGCCAAACAAGCAUGGAAGAUAGCCCUCGGAAGGAGGGUGACUGUUGGAACAGCCCUUGUUUUGCUGAGGGCAAAGGAGCAGGCAAGUCAUUUUCUCACCCUGAACUCUACAUUGUUGGUCAAGGACUCCAUAAGGACUGAGUGAAGAUGGUAAGGAUGAGAGAUGGAAGCUAUGAGCCAGGACUGAGAAUCUAUUAUGGUUUGGCUUUUCUACCCAUGCAAUGCAAGAAUGGACACUGGGUAG